AUGGCCGGAAUUGUCAACAAGGAGUUUCCUGAGUUGGCCCAGACAGGGCUGAACUACCUGUCAUGGUCCUCGGACUGCAAGAUUUUUCUCCAGGGCAAAACCCUCCUGAGGGCGAUCGAUGAGUAUAUGGCUGAGCGCAGUGCUUCUGGCCUUUGGACCGCUCUUAAGCAGCGGUUUGAGCGGCUGAAGUACACUGUGAAGCCACGUGCAGAGGCAGAGUGGAUCCGUCUGAGGUUUGCGGACUUCAAGACGGUUGGGGAGUACAAUUCGGCUUUGCAUCGGAUUUGUACGACUCUUCGGUUGUGUGGUACUGAGAUUACAGACUCCCAGAAGAUUGAGAAAACCCUAUCCACUUUCCACCCGACGCGGUCCAGUCCUCACGGAACUACCGCCAGGGGAACUACACGAGAAGAAGAGGGGCCGGAAGGGCAAGAAGAAGGGCCCUCACCCCCCCCCCCCGCCCCGGCUAAGCAGAACAAGCCGGGCAAGGGAGGGCAGAGGCCUCAGGACUGCUUCCGUUGUGGCUCGGUGGAGCAUUUCUCCCGCCAGUGCCGCGCACCACAGGAGGUCGUUGAUGCAUAUAAGGCUCGGAAGGCGCGUGAGACGCACCUCGCCUUGGUUCAGGAGGGAGCACCACCGGCGCCCGUGGCGGCACCCGUGAUGAUCUCUACGCCCCUUGCUGCGCCCAUAGAGGCGACCCCCGUGGUGCCCAUCGCGGCGGCUUUGGCGGUCUCUAAUGACGCCCACGUUGCCAUGGAGGUUGACCACAUGGUCGCCUCGGCGGUGCCGCAACUAGAUGUUGAUGCUGCCUCCAAGAUGAUUUCUAAGGAGGAUCAGCUCACUAGUAUGGAGAUUGCGGCUGAAGUCAAUGGCUUCUUCACCGAGUCUACUUAG
Aegilops tauschii subsp. strangulata is the source of this 894-nucleotide messenger RNA. Lineage: Eukaryota; Viridiplantae; Streptophyta; Magnoliopsida; Poales; Poaceae. The record is from RefSeq and is a predicted model, not a curated record.